GCGAGAAAUGCGAACCCGUUUUACGCUGCGGUUGCGGCUUAGCUCGGGGAGUCGCGCGGCGCAAUACUUACCUAUAACCGAGAACGCCGUGAGUGCAUUACGAGUACGCUUCGUUCUUCCAUUACGCGAUGUCUUCUUCGGAGACGACCGCGUUGACCAGCGACGUCGACAAGCCAGCCCCGGCUUACUACGUGCACGAUUCGGUGCCAUUUCAUUCUCAUCGAAGGAGUCGUCGUACGCGACUGCGAUGUCUCGGGUACACGCUCGCCGUAGCGAUCUUCACCAUGGCUCUGAUAGUGACAGUGAGUUACUCCGUGAGUCACGACAUCGCGGACCUCGAACCGAGUCUCACCAACAGGAACAGCACCGGCACGGACGUCGGUGCCGCGAAUCUGACUAUGCUUCGACUAGGCUUCGCUCCCGGAUCCGGUUCGUACACUUCUUUCAGUAAUGGGAACGGCGUCGUACGCGCUCCCGGUAAUACCUUUCCGUCGUCCGCGAACGCGGAAUUGACGGAGGACGAGACGGAAGAGGCUCUGGAAGCGGGCCGACGAGCGAUGGACGCGCGCGUCUUUGCAGACACAGCCGCGUUGAUCUCGCCGCUUCCGCCCUCGUCGCCGGAGCUCAGGCAUCGGUACGCGGUGAGCACCUGCGUCAGCGUCGGUGCGCUGGCUCUGGCAGCCACAGCCGAACUCGCGGCCACCAAAAAGAUAGAAUCCGCGAGAACUGCCCUGGGCGAGGCUUCCGCGUUCGGCAGCUUCUUCGAUGGCGGCUGGGGAUCUCUGGGCGUUUGCAAACAUCGAAGCGCACCAGAAUGUCCCACAAAUAAAUAUAGAACUUUCGACGGGAGUUGCAACAGGCCUAUGCAACUGGGAGCCGCUAUGACACCGUUCAGAAGAUCGUUGCCACCGGAUUACGCGGACGGUGUUCAAGUUCCGCGUCGAUCGGUUUUGGGUGUCGAGUUACCUUCCGCGAGGGAAAUCAGCCUGAAGGUUCACAAACCUUCGCCGAGCAGCAAUCCCCGUUUCACGGUGAUGCUCGCGGUGUACGGUCAGUUUCUGGAUCACGACAUCACCGCGACGGCGAUCAGUCAAGGAAUAAAUGGAACCUCGAUCUCCUGCUGUCCACCGUCCGUCGGUCAUCCCGAGUGUUUCCCGGUUCCCAUUUCUUCCGGCGACCCCGUUUUCGACGUCACCGGCAGAACUUGCAUGGAGUUCGUCCGAUCGGCACCGGCUCCCCAAUGCAUGCUUGGACCCAGACAGCAACUCAAUCAGGUAACUGCGUUCAUCGACGGGUCGACGGUGUACGGAUCCGACGCGGGCACGGCUCGAGAUCUUCGCGAGUUCGUCGGUGGCCGUCUGAGGAUGCAACUGACGCCGGACGGUCGAAGCUUGCUGCCGCCAAGUAAGAAUCCUAACGACGGUUGCAACCGGGAUGUCGAGAAAGCGAGGGGUAGAUACUGUUUUUCGGCUGGUGACGCUCGAGCCAACGAGAAUCUCCACCUGACGACGAUGCAUCUGCUCUGGGCGCGGCAGCACAACCGAAUCGUCGAGCAACUGGCCGAGAUCAACCCUUUCUGGGACGAUCAGACCUUGUACGAAGAGGCUCGACGCGUGGUCGGCGCUCAAUUGCAACACAUCACCUACCGGGAGUUCCUGCCCGUCGUCUUAGGGGAUCGAGAAACGAAUUUACGCGAUCUGCGACCCCUCCCGACCGGUUACAGGCAAUGGAUCGAGGAUCCGAAGAACGAUCCGAGCAUAGCGAAUGAGUUCGCGGCUGCUGCCUUCAGAUUCGCUCACACUCUGCUACCAGGUUUAAUGAAGAUGACCGACGAGCAGAAAGGAACCACGUCUUACGUCGAGCUGCACAGAAUGCUGUUCAACCCGUAUAUGUUGUAUGGAGAGACCGGAGUCCGGGAUUCGAUCGCCUCCGCAACCGGAAACACGAUACAGAUGACGUCCGCUCACGUCACUUCUCAGUUAACGAAUCAUCUUUUCGAGGAUCCCGUCGGGAACGUCACGAUCCCCUGUGGCCUGGACCUCGUGUCGCUGAACAUUCAACGCGGAAGGGACCACGGUCUUCCCGGUUACACCAAAUGGAGGGAGUAUUGCGGGCUCGGAAAGGUCGAAACCUUUUCCGAUUUGGCGGGAUAUCUGGAUCCGCAGACGUUACAGGAUAUCUCGUCGCUGUACUCGUCUGUCCACGACGUCGACUUGUACACUGGAGCCUUGGCCGAGUUGCCGGACGCGUCCGGUGGUAUAGUCGGACCGACGUUCUCCUGUCUGAUCGCCGAUCAGUUCGUUCGAUUACAGAAGGGCGAUAGAUUUUGGUACGAGUUAUCCGGUCAACCGCAUUCAUUCACCGAAGAGCAGCUCGUGGAAUUACGUAAAUCGUCGCUGGCGAGAUUGAUCUGCGACUGUUCCAAGGGGAUAACGCAAACGCAGGCCGAAGUGAUGAGAACGAUCGGUCCGGACAAUCCCGUGAUGCCCUGCGAGGAUAUCCCCGCGCCGUCCUUCGAACCGUGGAAAGACGAUGUCGUGCCUAAAUUGCGAGCACCUUUCGCCCCGGUGAACUGGACCGCGUUUAAGAGUAACAUCAACGAGACGAUUAAAAACAUCGUUGAUUAUAUAAACGGCACUCGAUCGACGGCCACGCUGGACACGGACUGGUUGGCCUUCAAGGAUUAUAUAAACAAUACGUUUUCCGAUCUCAGAAAUCAACUUUCUGGUUUACAUCCACCGGCGACACCGAUAGAGAAGACGUCCAUGACCUACGAUAAAGAUAGUUUUAUCUUGAGAGCGACCGAGCCACCGGCGAAGACCGUCUACCAGGAUUGGCUCGCGUUUCGAAGCGAUCUGAUGAAGUCGCUUAACGAUUCUAUUGAAUCUAUAUUGGGAGGCGGCAGCGGCGGUGGACCAGCCGCAACAGCAGGCGACUGGAUCGCUUUUAAGCGUGACAUCGUGGAUCGAUUCGCGGAUCUCAAGAAUCAGAUAGCCUCCGCGAAGGCGGACGUCGUUCCGAAACUGAAGGCCAUGAAGGUCGAUCGAAUGGAAUCAAUGGAUGCGACCACUCCGAUAUCAGCGAUCUUCGACUGGAAGAACUUUAAAGACAACGUUAUAUCCUCUUUGGACGACGCGAUCUCUAAUAUAGGCGGAAACAUGCCUCCCCCGGGUGAUCCAGCUUGGGCCACUUUCGGAGAUGACAUCAAGGAUCGUUUCUCCGCUUUCAGGGAUAAAGUAAAUGCUGAAAGACCCACUACGGAGAUUCCUGUCGAAAUGGCAGCAGGAGGAAAUUUUGCUGACUCGCAGUUGUCAAACUUGACCAGCGAUUGGUUGAACUUCCGAGCUCAAAUCAAUGAGUUCUUGGUGAAAACUGUCGGAGAUAUCGAGCAGAAGAAACCGGCGACGACGAGCAUCGAUCCUGCAGCUUGGUACGCUUUCCAGUACUCCACCGCGAACGAUUUUGCGAAAUUAAAGGACGAAAUCGCGAAAAUCAGAGCGGAAUGGCUAGCGAAAAUGGGAGGGACGACGACAAAACCGAUUCUACGGGCAGCCGCGUCAAAAAAAGCUGAGAAUUCAGCGAAGUUCGAUUACUCGAAAUAUAUCCCUCCUAUCAUUCCUCCGGACGAAUGGAUCAAUUUUAAGAAACAGAUCAACGACACCGUGACGAACAUCUUGAAUCGCGCGAAUGCUACAGGCAAAUUUGAUUUCGACGAGGCGCGUCGGACGUUCAAUGAGUCUUUUAUCGAUCUAAGCAACGAGCUGUCGUCUUUGAGAAGUUUAAUCGCGAGCGCUUAUGCCAAUAAAACCGCGGCUGAUUGGAUCGGUUUUCGAACGCAGCUGAACUCCACGGUUCAGAAUAUGCUCGAUGAUCUGAAGAACGAGGAUCAAGUAGCUGCCGGGAACACGUUACGGAUCCUGUUCCGAGCCAGGGACGAGCUCGUCGGGCUCGAACAACCGGCGGAUCUCGACCCGGCAGAGUGGACUCCGUAUGCCAAGAGAAUGAACGAAACGAUUUCGGCAGCUCUGAGAGCUGUCAAACUCAGCAGCGCAAAACGCGAAACGUUGAAGAUGGGAGUCGACGAACCGGCAUCAUCGUCGUCCCGAAGCUAUCCUGAAAUGUUCACUGUUCUGCCAAUCGUUUGUCUUCUAGCGGUAGCUGCUCACGACGCGUUCGCCAACGAGCUGGCAUCGAGUAUCCGACUUCGUCCGGUUUGAAACGAUGUCGUUUGCUACAUCUUUAUUUUAUGUAUUGUAUAUACGCUACGCUGUUUAUAACGAACUCUUACCUUUUACAUGUUAAUCGAAAAUAAUAAAAUACUAAUCGAGUCUGAUCA
Messenger RNA from Ceratina calcarata, 4336 nucleotides. RefSeq lists its product as uncharacterized. Lineage: Eukaryota; Metazoa; Arthropoda; Insecta; Hymenoptera; Apidae. The record is from RefSeq and is a predicted model, not a curated record. The coding region runs from base 129 to 4217 and encodes 1362 amino acids. Gene Ontology annotation, biological process: response to oxidative stress. Gene Ontology annotation, molecular function: peroxidase activity; heme binding. The transcript is spliced from 4 exons.